AUGGCGCUGGGCCGUCUUGUGCAGGGCCUGAAAUCGCCGUGGGCCGUCGGCUUCUCGACGUUUGGCCUCGCCUACGGCGUCUACAACAUUUGGGACUCGACGCAAUCGGGCACCAAGUACGAGCUGCACGAGGAGCUGACCGGCAAAACCUACAUCGUCACCGGGGCCACGUCGGGCAUCGGACUGGAAACGACGCGCGAGCUGGCGAAACGCGGGGCCCGCGUCGUGAUGGCCUGCCGAAAUCGGGAGAAAUGCGUGCAAGUGAGGCGGGAUGUCGUGCUCGAGACGCGCAAUAAACAGGUGUACUGCCGCCAGUGCGACCUCGAGGAUUUCGACUCGAUCCGCAACUUUGUCGCCAAACUCUCAAAAGGCAAAUUCGAGCUGGACCGCAUCGACGGCGUGCUGCACAACGCGGCCAUGAUGCAGACGCAGCGCGACAUCAACAAGGACGGCAUCGAGAAGACGCUGGCGACGAACCACAUGGGCUCCUUCUUGCUGACGGCCCUCCUCCUCGACAAGCUGCUCGCCCAGAAGCAGCCCGUCCGGCUCGUCUUUGUCAACUCCAACGUCAUCGACAGGAAUUUG
Messenger RNA from Mesorhabditis spiculigera, 585 nucleotides. The record is from the annotation of a GenBank genome assembly. Lineage: Eukaryota; Metazoa; Nematoda; Chromadorea; Rhabditida; Rhabditidae.